UUCAAGAGGCCUACAUUCUAUAGCCAGUGCUCUAUAAUUUCCACCUUACUUACUUAUUUUUACUCAGCUAUCGCUAUGCCAUCUAAAUCAUCAUCAGUUAUGGCAAAGAGACUUGUUUUCUUCGGAGCGGCUCAGGUCGGCAAGUCGGCAAUCAUCAGACGCUUUGUCAGUCAGACUUUCUCAGAGCAAUACAACCAAACCAUUGAAGAUAUGUUUGAGAGGCCCAUCGAUUACGAUGGCAAAGAAGUUAAACUUCAAAUUCUUGAUACCAGUGGCAGCUUUAACUUUCCUGCGAUGCAUCAACUGGCCCUCAACAACGGUGAUAUAUUCGUCGUCGUAUAUUCAACUGACGACAUCUUGUCCUACCACGAAGCCCUUGCAACCUGCGACGAGAUAGCGGAAAAGAGAGGCCCCGGAAUGCCCAUCGUCGUCGUGGCAAACAAGAACGAUCUGGAAAAUAGACAAGUUGGAAAGGCUGAGGCAGAACUUAUGUUUUGUCAAUGGAACACAUAUCACGUAGAAAGCUCGGCCAAAGAAGAGAACUCGAUCGCAGAAAUCUUUACGAGAUGCCUGUCCUUACUAUGUCCCGCUGAUGUCACUUCACCCAAAGAUUCAUCACAGGUCUUUGAACGUAAACGAAGUUUCAGAAGGGCUCUUUCGACACAGCUUCAAUCAACAAUUCACCUUGUCGCAUCAAAGAUGACCCGGGUAUCAAAAUCUCGCAGAGGAUGA
Molecule: messenger RNA, 732 nt
Organism: Strongylocentrotus purpuratus (purple sea urchin)
Lineage: Eukaryota; Metazoa; Echinodermata; Echinoidea; Camarodonta; Strongylocentrotidae
Product: GTP-binding protein Di-Ras2-like
Exons: 1
Coding region: 76-732 (218 amino acids)
Molecular function (GO): GTPase activity; GTP binding
Source: RefSeq, a predicted model, not a curated record